ACUCCCAUGAUGCAGUGUGUGACCUUCUCCCCCCCGUGCUGCUUUGCGCGUUGGCGGGACAACAAUGGCUAAAGCAGGAGUGCCACUUGUCCAGCGAAGGUUAUUGGAUUUGAAAUUGUUCGAGGUUCCUAAAUGGACAUUAAGAAGAUUGGUGUCUCCAAAAGCUGUUUUCUGCGCGAUGUGCAGAGGCCAUGAUACGUACUACAAGAAGUACAUCGAUGUGAAGAAGGGGGGGAUUGGUGGAGUGGCAAUGUUCCUGAUGGGCUACGUUGUAAUCAGCUACAUUUGGAAUUACAGCCACAUUAAGCAUGAUCGCUGGAGGAAACACCACUAAAUGUCUCCACUGAUACGUAACCAAUCAAAGAUACAAUCCAAAGGGAAAUAUUUCUCAGCUAGUCUGCUGCAUUCAAAUAGUCGUUGCUCAGUUGAAGCCGUGAAUCAAAAUACUCUUGUUUGUAAUUGGAGAAGGCGGAUUUCUAUAAAACUUGAUGACAAAUAAAAUUUAUCUCCACCUUCUGA
Messenger RNA from Amblyraja radiata (thorny skate), 519 nucleotides. RefSeq names its product ATP synthase membrane subunit f (gene atp5mf). The coding region runs from base 65 to 334 and encodes 89 amino acids. Gene Ontology annotation, cellular component: proton-transporting ATP synthase complex. The transcript has 4 exons. Gene Ontology annotation, biological process: proton motive force-driven mitochondrial ATP synthesis. Lineage: Eukaryota; Metazoa; Chordata; Chondrichthyes; Rajiformes; Rajidae. Gene Ontology annotation, molecular function: proton-transporting ATP synthase activity, rotational mechanism. The record is from RefSeq and is a predicted model, not a curated record.